UUUCCUCUACAAAUAUUGAUUUUUACAUCGUAACAUACUAUCCUAGAAGAUUUUGAUGUUACUGUCAGUACUUGAUAGUUGUUUUGAAAAGGUAUUUCGGGUUUCUAAAUGGUGUCACGAUCCCUAUGGAGACUGAAGCAGCUCAGCCAGACGAGGGGCCCAAUGCGGCUGCUUCGGCCCGAACGAAAAAGCCCACCAUAGAAAUCUACGUGCCCAAGAAACAGGCCGAGAAAAUGGAGAAGCCUCAGACAGAUGGUGACAAGAAAUCCAGACCCAGGCCCCGGUACACUGACAAGGCCCGCAAGAACAAGAAGGAUAAAGCCAAAGCGACAGAGACUCCAAACGGAGAGGUAAAACAGGAAGACGGGGGGCGGGAGGAGGGAGAUAAAGAAAACCUAAACAUGCACACAGAAAAAGAGGAGGAGUCUAGAGAUGAUACAGACAAUGUAUCCAGAACUAUAAACACACCAGAGGACACGGGUAGCGCACUAGAACAUGAUGGGGUGCCAGAGAAGGAGGAUGAAGAGGAGAACUGGGAUUCUUUGUUUAAUGAUGAUGGUGACUGUCUUGACCCACAUUUAGUGGAGGAGAUGUCUCUUACGGAGGGCCGCAAGAAGUCGUCUAUACAGGAGGCGCGCUUCGAUAACUAUAAUUGGACGCCGGAGGAGGAAGAGGAGGUGGAGCUUCGGGACGAUGAGCUGUCACACAUCGUGGAGAUUUACGAUUUCCCGCCUGAGUUCAAGACGGAGGACUUGAUCAGAUCCUUCAGCUCGUUCCAGCAGAAGGGGUUUGACAUCAAGUGGAUGGAUGACAUGCAUGUCCUCGGUUUGUUCUCCAGUCCCAUCGCAGCUCGUGAUGCUCUGAGGAUGAAGAACCCCAUGAUGAAGGUCAGGCCUCUCUCCAAAUCAUCAAACGCCACUAAAGCCAAAGCGCGCAGCUGCUCCGAUUAUCUGCUGCCGGCUAAAGAGCGUCCUCAGACGAGUGCGGCUCUGGCGCGCCGCCUGGUGAUCGGGGCUCUGGGUGUGAAGAGUAAUCAGACCAGAGAAGAGCGAGAGGCCGAGAGGAACAAACUACGGCAGGCAAAAGAACAAAAGUGUUUGGCUGCUAAGCAGCGUGAAGAUGCCUGGGAGGGCAAAUGAAGACACAGGUUUGUGUUUAUGUGAACUAUGAAGCGUUUUGAUUUGAUCAUCAGUUCAUGCCUGAAGGGGUUUAUCUGUGGGUUUGGGGUCUGAAGGCUUCGUAUCUCACAACCCCCUCCAGCAGGACUACUGCCAAACCAGCACAGAUUGAACCAAAGCCACAACAACAGGGAAACGGGUUCAUCGAAUCAAAGUGUGAGAGCCACACAAACUCCAACAGGGACGUUUUGUAAUUUUAUAUCUCUCUUCUUGAGAUUCGUUUUGAAUUGUGAGCUUUGCCCUGUAAAUGUUUAUGAUUGUUUUCAGUUUUGGAAAGGCCAUUUUAAUGUAUUUUGGUUAAAGAAUGUUUUUCUCUUUAGUGACUAAAACUAGAUCACAUGUCAGUGUGAUUUCACUUUCCUUAUUUUGGUUUUCAUUUUUUAUUUCAGUAAAGAGAAAAGUCUGAUGAUGUCUUUCAUGCCAUUUAAACAAAACAUUUUUUUUAAGUGAGUGAAUCAUAAAAUCUGUCAGCUCAAAAUAAAAAGGAAAUAGGAAAGAUGUUUUAAAAAAAAUUAGGUCAAGCAUCAUGGUAGUACAUGUAAAUUGCAGAUUUUAAUGAAAAUUGUAAUUAUAGUUACUAUUCUGUAAAUCGUAAUUGAGAAUUGCAAAAAAAUGAAUUUGUAAGAAUGAGGUGAGACUAAAGUCCAUUGUGAGUAUUCUAUUUAAUGCCAGUCAAGUCUUUUGCAAACCAGCAGCACAUUCUAACAGAACUUUUUUUUUUGUUUUUUUGUAUGUGUUCUUUCAUCAUUACUGCAAAUAUUGUGCUGUUAGCGUUUAUCUCCAAAAGAUUUUGUUCAGGCACUAAACUGACAGACACACACUCAAGUGUCUGUUGUUCUCUGAUGUUGUUGCACUUGAAUUCCCAGCUGUGCUCUGAAUAAAAAUGUUGAAAUCUUUCUCUAGAAUAUCAUUCAUGUAUUGUUAACAAGUCUUUUACGUUUUCAAGUUAUCAUUCGUUCACACCACCUAGAAGGAUCACGUCACAGAUGAACGAUAUCGUUCGAAUUACUUUAAGAACGUUUUUUGAUUAAAGACAUUGACAGCCAAUCAGAAUCCACCAGCGGU
This is a messenger RNA of Sinocyclocheilus rhinocerous, 2243 nucleotides long. RefSeq names its product coiled-coil domain-containing protein R3HCC1L-like. Bases 126 to 1139 code for a protein of 337 amino acids. The transcript is spliced from 7 exons. The record is from RefSeq and is a predicted model, not a curated record. NCBI's taxonomy places the organism in Eukaryota, Metazoa, Chordata, Actinopteri, Cypriniformes, Cyprinidae.